Messenger RNA from Closterium sp. NIES-65, 2841 nucleotides. The record is from the annotation of a GenBank genome assembly. Lineage: Eukaryota; Viridiplantae; Streptophyta; Zygnematophyceae; Desmidiales; Closteriaceae.
AUGGAUAUCGACGAAGACAUGAUGAUGGAAGGCGCGUUACAGGCGUACGAGGCGGAUGACGACGACGCGCUGCAGUUGACUCCAGGCCAUCAGGACGGCGCACACGAGCAGCACGACCAUAGAAACGAGGAGCAGCAGCAGUUGCCGCAUCAGGAGGAGGGGUUCAGGGAAGAAGAGAUGCACGACGCGAACGGCGCUGCGGCUGCUCUUGCGGGAAAUGGAUCUGAGAGGGACGCCGGGACGGGUGGUGGGUCGAAUCGUGUGGGGGAUGGCGCUGAAGCGGCGGGCGACGAGGGAGCGGCGAAGCAGCAGGAGGAGCAGGAGAAACGGGAGGAGAAGGUUCCGGCAGGAAUCGGAGCGAAGCGAAAGCCACCAACAGCCACCAUGUUUCCUCCUCCUCCCCCUCCCGCCAAAACCCCCACUCUCUACAAAGAAUACCGAGACGCCAUUAUCACCAUGUACUGCCAGAUGCCGCCAUCCGAUUGGCCGCUCACCUUCACACGUGUCCGCCGGGCGUUGGUUGGUGACGCACCUGUUAUACCAUCUGAUGCAGCAAGAGUGAGUGUGACUAUAGAGAGCACCCCCGCUAUAGCUGCAGGAGCGCCUGCUGCUGCGGCUACAGCUGCCGCCGCUGCAGCAGCAGCGGCCAGCACAGGACCAGGGGGAGCUUCGGGAGCUCCAGGUGUGGGGGAAGGUUCGGCAACAGAUUCGGUGGCAGCAGCAGUUGCAGCGGUGGCAGCGGGAAGUGGGUGGAGUGAGGAAGAGGUGUUGUUGUUGCUAGAGGGAAUUGAGAUGUUUGGGGAUAGCUGGGAGAAGGUGGCAAGGCAUGUGAAGACGAAAGACCGAGCGCAGUGUCUGGCUUAUUUUGUCCGCAUGCCCAUGGGUGACUCGUUUGAAUCGAUCAGUGCGCCACCUGCUACAGUCACACGUGCUUCAGUCACGCCUGUCUCUGAAGCUCCUGUAUCUGCCACAGCUGCUGUUGCUGCUGCCACUGAGAGGAGUGAGGGAGAUGAGAAGGGAGGGGAGGGGAGGGACGGAGGUGGGGUGGGUGAAAAGAAGGGUGACGUGGAAAUGCAAGCUGCUGACGUGGGAGAAGAUGCAGCAGCGGAAAAGGCAGAGGAGAUUGGAACAGAGACUAUAGAGAAUGAUUUGUCAAGACGAGGCAUGAAGAGAAAGGGAUCGAAUCUGGAGCAGCAGAAUUCGAAACCAACAGUGAUGGGUCUGGACGAGCCCAUUCCGUUUGGCGACAGUGGUAACCCUAUCAUGGCGCAGGUGGCGUUUAUCUCUGGUGUGGCUGGGCCUCGUGUGGCUGCUGCUGCUGCUCAGGCUGCUCUGGCCGCGCUUGUGUUUGAAGACCCGUCUGCCCUUGCUGAGUUGCACCAGGCUGCUGCUGAGGCAGAGGCGAGGGCAGUGGCCGCAGAGGAAGAGGCAAAGGCAGCAGCAGCAGCAGCAGCAGCAGCAGCAGCAGCAGCAGCAGCAGCAGAGCAUGAGGUGAGGGCAGGGACAGGGGCAGGGGCAGGGGCAGGGGCAGGGGCAGGGGCAGGGGCAGGGGCAGGGGCAGGGGCAGGGGCAGGGGCAGGGGCAGGGGCAGGGGCAGGGGCAGGGGCAGGGGCAGGGGCAGGGGCAGGGGCACCAGCGGCAGCAGGAGAAGGAGGAGGAGGGGGACUGGCAGCGAAGGGAGAGAAAGAGGGGAGUGCAGUGAUAGAGAAAGAUGUUGGAGGAGUAGAUGCAGAGGUUGUUGCAGAGGGAGCAGCAGGAGACGAUGCAAGGGAAGCAAGAGCAGGGGAGAAGGAGGGGGGAGCAAAAACAAAUAAAGAAGGACUGGCAGCAGGAGACAGUGUAGCUGCUGCUCCUGGUGCUGCUGGUGCUGCUGGUGGUGAAUCCGCUGCUACUGCCGCUUCCGAAGGUGGUGAUGGGGAUACUAUUGCUGCUGCGCGUGAAGGGGAUGGCGGCGCGAAAAGGGAUGGCGUGAAAGGGGAUUCUGCUGAAAAGGAUGAUGUUAAAGGGGAUGCUGUUAAAGGGGAUGUUGUUAAAGGGGAUGCCGUUAAAGGGGAGGAGGGUGUGAAAGGGGAUGCGGAAGCUACUGAUGUUAAGGGACAGGUACAGAUGGAGAGAGGAGGAGAGGAGAACGAGGGACAGAAAGAGGAGGGGGGUGGGAAAGUGAGGAAGAUAGAGAGUGAUGGUGGCAUAGAUGGCAUGGAUGUUGAUGGAGGUAAGGAGGCGAGCAAAGGGGAUGAGGAAGGGAAGGGAGGAGGUGACGUUGGAAAGGAGGGGGAGGAGAGUAGGGAAGGUGGGGGUGCAAAGGGCGAGCAGGGAGAGAAGAGAGAGGGGAAUGAGAUUGUCAUCGCUGCAACAGGUACAGAUGCAGCAGCAGGAGAAAAGGCCACACCAGAGAAAGCAGAAGGAGCAGCUGGAGCAGGAACAGGAGGAGGAGGAGGGGGGGGAGCAGAAGGGGAGGCAGGAGGAGGCAAGGGCCCUCAACGCCGCGUUCCCUCUCUGAGCGACGUGCCGUCAGCUCUGCGCAUCCGAGCAGCUGCUGCCACCGCAAUGGCUGCUGCAGCGGUGAAGGCACGGCUCAUGGCUGAGGAGGAGGAGCGGGAGAUGCGACGCGUGAUGGCUGAACUGGUGGCCAAACAGUGUCUGAAGCUUGAGAAGAAGAUGCUUCAGUUUGAGAGGCUAGAGCAGCUAAUGGCACGGGAGAGAGCGAGCAUCGACAGGCAGAGGGCAGCGCUGUUUGAGGAGAGAAUGAGGCUCGUUAGGGAGAGAGCCGCAAUUCGUGCUGCUGCUGCUGCUGGUAUUGGUCCUGGUGCUGGUGGUAUUGCAACUGACAUUGCUGGUUAA